Molecule: messenger RNA, 1884 nt
Organism: Melopsittacus undulatus (budgerigar)
Lineage: Eukaryota; Metazoa; Chordata; Aves; Psittaciformes; Psittaculidae
Gene: CYB561D2
Product: cytochrome b561 family member D2
Exons: 2
Coding region: 36-848 (270 amino acids)
Cellular component (GO): endoplasmic reticulum
Molecular function (GO): heme binding; transmembrane monodehydroascorbate reductase activity
Source: RefSeq, a predicted model, not a curated record
CGGCGGCGGCUGCAGCAGGUUCCCCCCCGGCCGCCAUGGCCCUGACGGCCGAGACCGAGUCCCGGUUGUACCGGUCUCUACGGGCCGCCGCGGGCGCCGCCGCGCACCUCGUGGCGCUGGGCUUCCCUACCGGCGUGGCCGUGCUGGCGAGGCCCGGAUCCAGCCUCUUCUCCUGGCACCCGCUGCUCAUGGCCCUCGCGGUAAGUCCGCCGUCCGGUUACCGGCCCCGCUGCUCCCUGCCCAUGGGCACAUCCCCCGGCACGGAGGCUGAGCCCACAUCUGCCUUGGUGGGUGGUGGGAGGCUGAGCCCUGGGAGACGCCGACCCCUGCCCUCUGUGUCCCAGUUCUCGUUCCUGAUGACGGAAGCGCUGCUGAUGUUCUCCCCGGAGACCUCGGUGCUCCGCUCCUUCUCCCGCAAGGUCAAGGUGCGGGCGCACUGGGCCCUGCAGCUGCUCGCCCUCGUCUGCGCGCUGCUGGGGCUGGGCAUCAUCACCUACAACAAGCACCUGAACGGCAAGGCGCACUUCGUGACCUGGCACGGGCUGACGGGGCUGCUGACCGUGCUGUACACCGGCGGGCAGUGCGCGGGGGGUGUGCUCCUGCUCUACCCCAAGCUCCUCAAGAACUGGACGCUGGCCAAGCUCAAGCUGUACCAUGCGACCUCGGGGCUGGUGGGCUACCUGCUGGGCUGUGCCAGCCUGAUGCUGGGCAUGUGCUCCCUGUGGUUCACCACCUCAGUGACCAGCGUCUCCUGGUACCUGGCCAUGCUGUGUCCCCUUCUCACCAGCCUGGUCAUCAUGAACCAGGUGAGCAACGCUUACCUGUACCGCAAACGGAGCCAGCACUGAGGGCCUGACACAGCUGAACUUCCCCUGUGUGAGCCAGCAAGGUCAGGGCUCCCCCUCGCACCCCCCGUGGGGGUCCCCUGCUCUCAUAGGGUCUCCUCAGAUCUCGAUUUCUGCCUACUCGUCUCCUGUCCUGGAUCAUCUGUAGUGUCUUGUCCCCAGGGAGCAGCUACAACGUGCAUGACACCAAGCAGGCAGGAGCUGCCCUCCUCAUGCCUGCCUUGGUGAGGAUGCUUCCCAACACAAAUGAAGCUGCUGGUCCCUGUGGCAGCUUGGUGCUCACUUCUGGGAACUGUAGGAUUCACUCAGGAUUCGUGCUCCUGUUCCCUUCCUACCCAGGGCUGCUUUGGAGCAGGCAGGACAUGAGCCGUUGUGUGCUGGUGAGGAGGGCAGGGAGUCCCUGCUCAUGCAGGGGGCUGCAGGGGCACCACACUGCCUCUCCUGCCAUGGGGGCAGCUUGGCUAGUAAAAGCACAGGUACAGUUGUGGCUUCAGCCACAGGAAGGCUGAAGCAAAGUGGCAGUGCCCAUGCCAGAUGCAAUGGACAGCAGCAUUGUCCAACCCCACAGCACAGCCCCACACAGGGACUUGGGAGCUCCCCAGGACCGGUGCAGUAAGCCCAGCCUGGCAGCUACAGAUCCACGCACAAGUCCUUCCUGCAGGCUGGGAAAGCAAAGCUUCAACCUGUCAGGAAGUGGAGUCAUUACAUAAAGCAAAUUCCCAUGCCAGGCUGCAAAGGAGCAGGUUUGUCCCUCUGAGGGGCACAGGGAACAGUGGGAGCAUGGGGGAGCAGGGCUCAGCACAGACCUGGGGACAAGCCCUGGAGCCAGCCUACAAAACAGGCCCCAGGAAGGCAGAAAGGAACAUCCUCCCCUUGCCAGCACAGCAGCCUGCCUUCAGCCCACCCGACAUUGGGGAUCCUUCUGCUCCUCAGCACGUACCCUGCUCCCAGCAGGGCUGGAGAGCUGGGAGCAGCGCCCAGGCUGGAACAUUCCUCUGUAUCCAGAGCUUUUAUUCAAUAAAGAUUUCAGGCAGCUACA